Molecule: messenger RNA, 1305 nt
Organism: [Torrubiella] hemipterigena
Lineage: Eukaryota; Fungi; Ascomycota; Sordariomycetes; Hypocreales; Clavicipitaceae
Source: the annotation of a GenBank genome assembly
AUGGCACCAUCGCCCUUCAAAAUCGUCAUUGUUGGCGCUGGUCCCGCAGGUCUCGCUACAGCACUGGCCCUCAUUCAUCAGCGCAAGAAUGAUGCCACCACAGCUUCUCCGGUACGCAUCACCGUUCUUGAGAGGCGUGAUUCUGUGCAGACGCUUGGCGGCGCCAUCAACCUCACACCUCUGGCUCUGCGAUAUCUUGACUCACUGGGCGCUGGGAAAGCACUAAGAGAGGCAAGCAGCCCUGUAAGCGCCAUCGAACUUGUCGGUCAUCGCCUCGGGAAUAUACUGGUUAAGCUCUGGCCCGGUGUCGACGCUAUCCGCAUCCUGCGCCAAACGCUAGUUGAGGGUCUCCUCGCCGCUUUGAAAGAACAGUCAUCAGAUGAUGGCGAUGUUACCAUAGUGUAUGGAGCCAAGAUCACUACCAUGGAACAAUUUGGGUCUGAAGACAGUAGCAGCGAGGGAGUACGCGUGGCUUGGACGCAAAACGGUGCGGAGCACACCGCAGACGCGCAUCUCCUCAUUGGAUGCGAUGGUAUUCACUCCCAGGUUCGCACCGCACUUGUUGAUCCGGAGAGAGAGAAAACGUACGCGGGCCGCAGCAAUGCCUACGGCUAUGCCAAGGUCACUCCAGAAGAGGCGACAAGAUGGACUCGCUCUGAUGGUGAACCACUUAUCAAAGAUACAACUCUGAUCCAGAAUGGCAGCAAUUCUUUGCUUGUAACUUAUUUCCAAAAACCAGAAGAACGGGAUGCGCUGUACCUUGCGUCUUUGACUCCCACCCCAGAGCCGUCGGGUGGCUCAAGAGAAGGCUGGUCAGUCCUAGGAGCCGACAAGGAGGGCAUCAAGCAGUCCAUUUUGGAUAACUACAAGAAUGGCCCACUCAAAUGCCUACCCGAUAUUCUUGAUCGAUGUCAGGAGUGGUUCUUCUUCCCCAUAUACAUGCUCUCACCAGGCGGCCGUUGGUCAAAGGGUAGAGUGCAGCUUCUCGGAGACGCCGCGCACGCUAUGCCUCCGCAAGGCGAGAGCACCGGCGUUGCCAUUGAAGAUGGCAUAUUGAUGGCUCAUGUCUUAUCGCGACGUGACUCUCGAACUGUGCCGCAGAUGCUGGCUGACUAUGAACAGCUGCGUCGCAAAGAUAUCGACACGCUGUAUAUCACCACAAUGCGCAGAUUUCAAACUAAAGGCCCGACGAGCUGGUUGGGUCUCGUUGCGUGGGAUUGGCUGGCAUGGUUUGUCUGCUCUUAUACCAACUGGACGAGUGACCACUUUGCACGCGAUGUCCGUUUCUUUGAGUUGCCAGAAUAA